AUGGGAUUGUUUGAGAAGGAAGCAUAUUGCAGCGUAAUGGCUCCCAAAAGAGGUGUGAAGGCUCCAGUAGCAACCAAGAAGAAACCUGAAAAAGUUGUAAACCCUUUGUUUGAGAAGCGACCAAAACAGUUUGGAAUUGGUGGUGCGCUUCCACCAAAGAAGGAUUUGACAAGAUUUGUCAAGUGGCCUCAUGUUGUUCGAAUUCAGAGGCAAAGAAGGAUUCUGAAACAACGUUUGAAGGUUCCACCUGCCGUUAACCAGUUCACGAAAACACUUGAUAAGAACCUAGCUACACAGCUAUUUAAGUUGUUGCUAAAAUAUAGACCUGAGGACAAGGCUGCUAAGAAGGAGAGGCUUCUUAAAAGAGCACAAGCUGAAGCUGAGGGGAAGACUGUGGAAUCAAAGAAACCUAUUGUUGUUAAAUAUGGUCUUAACCACGUUACUUACCUAAUUGAGCAGAACAAGGCCCAGUUGGUGGUUAUUGCACAUGAUGUUGAUCCAAUUGAGCUUGUUGUUUGGCUGCCUGCAUUAUGCCGGAAAAUGGAGGUUCCUUAUGCAAUCGUGAAGGGCAAGUCGCGACUUGGAGCGAUUGUCCACAAGAAAACAGCUUCAGCUUUGUGCCUUACAUCUGUGAAGAACGAGGAUAAAUUGGAAUUUAGCAAGGUUUUGGAGGCAGUCAAGGCUAACUUUAAUGACAAGUUUGACGAGCACCGUAAGAAAUGGGGUGGUGGUAUCAUGGGUUCUAAAUCUCUGGCCAAGACCAAAGCUAAGGAGAGAGUAUUGGCCAAGGAGGCUGCACAAAGAAUGUCUUGA
Molecule: messenger RNA, 813 nt
Organism: Dovyalis caffra
Lineage: Eukaryota; Viridiplantae; Streptophyta; Magnoliopsida; Malpighiales; Salicaceae
Source: the annotation of a GenBank genome assembly